This is a messenger RNA of Megalobrama amblycephala (Wuchang bream), 3195 nucleotides long. RefSeq names its product PDZ and LIM domain 5b (gene pdlim5b). The record is from RefSeq and is a predicted model, not a curated record. Gene Ontology annotation, cellular component: Z disc; adherens junction; filamentous actin. The transcript has 14 exons. Lineage: Eukaryota; Metazoa; Chordata; Actinopteri; Cypriniformes; Xenocyprididae. The coding region runs from base 235 to 2097 and encodes 620 amino acids. Gene Ontology annotation, molecular function: actin binding; muscle alpha-actinin binding. Gene Ontology annotation, biological process: heart development; actin cytoskeleton organization; muscle structure development.
GUAGAUGUCCUCAGCAUGCUAUGUUUCAAGUGAAUAGCUAAUGUAAUAAUCGAUCUAAUCCAACAGUGAAUUUGGCUGAUGAAGUCAAUAUAGUGGAAUAAAAACAACGCCUAGUCUUUUUCACUGCAACUUCAAAGGAAGCAAGACAAUGUUGUCGAAACUAGCACUGGAUACCUGAGGCUGUGAAUUGGACUUUAGUACUCGGCCUCCCAGCGACAGUGACCCGGUCCCACCAUGAGCAGCAGCUACAGCGUGUCCUUGAUUGGACCUUCCCCAUGGGGCUUCAGACUUCAGGGUGGCAAGGACUUCAGCAUGCCUCUCACCAUCUCCAAACUGACAGAUGGAGGAAAGGCAGCUAAAGCCAAGAUCAGCGUCGGGGACGUUGUGUUGUCUAUCGAUGGCAUCGCCACGGAGGGAAUGACCCACCUGGAAGCCCAGAACAAAAUCAAAGCCUGUACGGGGAACCUGAACCUCUCUCUGCUGAGAUCUUCCAGUGUCAAUAAAACUGAGACUCCAAAGGAAGAACCACUGGAGAUCAUAAAGCCUGUGCCCAUCAACCAAACGCCUGCACCCGCCACCAGUCUCGCCCCGGGCAGCAGCGCUUACAAUAAGACCGCGCGGCCGUUCGGCGGGGCCGCUAGCACUGUUCGAUCCGUCAGUCCGUCUCCGGCGCCCACCGCACCCAAGGCCUCCAUCCCCUCCGCAUCUUCUGCAUUCACUCCAGCUGCUCCUUCCCAGCAGCCUCCACAACCACCCUUCCCGCUCAGUAGCUCCGCCCACCGCUCGCUGUCCUCACCUAGCUCCGCCCCUAAACCCGCCUCUGGCCGCUCCCCCUUCGCCAACUCUUCUUCCACGUCCUCCUCUGGCUCCUCCUCCCCGGCGAGAGUGACAGCUCCUCCUCCUCCCCCGGCCCCCGCCGCUCCUCAGCCGUCCGUCUAUAACACGCCCAUCAACCUCUACUCCAAUGAGAACGCGUGUGAGGUGGCUAUAGGCCAGAGGCGUGGCCUGAUGGAGAGUAAAGUCACAGGAGAACACCAUAACGGAAAGACUCCUCCCAGAACGGCCCGGAAGCCCGUCCUGGAGCCGGAGCUGAACCACGUCUCUCCUCUCAGCGACUCCAGUAAGAAGCGUCUGAUGGAGGACACGGAGGACUGGCACCCGCGCACCGGCACGUCUCAGUCGCGCUCCUUCAGGAUCCUGGCGCAGAUCACCGGCACAGAGAACGAUCAAGCUCAGGAGAACCGGCCUGGAAAGAACGAGGCCGCAGAGGAGGCUCAGCCCAGCUCUCAUGUCACGUCUUCUGUCAAAACGAUGACCAAAACUCCCGCCGGAGCUCCUCGACAGGGCAACGGCGUCCCUCCACCUGCGGCCAAAAGCUGGCAUUCUGGGAACGCUGCAGGGCUUCCCAAAGCAGGUGCACCUGCGCCGCAGACGGGACGGGUCAGCAGCAGCCUUCCGAAGGGGGCACCCAGUCGCCCCGCGCCUCAAGCUCACCCCAGCGACCAGGACGAUUCGCUGGUGCAGAGAGCCGAGCACAUCCCGGCGGGAACACGGACGCCCAUGUGCGCUCACUGCAACAUGGUCAUCAGGGGUCCGUUCCUGGUGGCCAUGGGCAAAUCGUGGCACAAGGAGGAGUUCAACUGCUCGCACUGCCACAGCACACUGGCAGACGUGGGAUUCGUGGAGGAGCGCGGCUCCGUCUACUGCGAGCGCUGCUACGAGCAGUUUCUGGCCCCGACCUGCUUCCGCUGCCAGCAGAAGGUUCUGGGGGAAGUCAUCAACGCCCUGAAGCAGACCUGGCAUGUGUACUGCUUCCUGUGCGCCUCCUGCCAGCAGCCAAUCCGCAACAACACCUUCCACCUGGAGGACGGACAGCCGUACUGUGAGACGGAUUACUACACCCUCUUCGGCACCGGCUGUCACGGAUGUGACUUUCCCAUCGAAGCGGGCGACAAGUUCCUGGAGGCGCUGGGAUUCACCUGGCACGACACCUGCUUCGUGUGUGCAGUGUGCAGCACGAGUCUAGAGGGUCAGACCUUCUUCUCCAAGAAAGACAAGCCCUUAUGCAAGAAACACGCUCACACGGUCCAGUUCUGAGCGCUCGCGCUGUACGACGGCGUGAAAUCAAAGCAGAACGCCUUUGCUGGUCAUAUCUUACAUUUGCGAGAUUUAUUUUAGUAUGUGAAUGUUUUUGCUAAGAGAUAUAUUGUCUUUGAUUUUCCUCAAAAAAGCAUCAGAAAGACGCACAUUUACAUCAGAGUUUAUAGUUUUAUAAAUGAAUCACACUGCAAAAAAAUGAUGUUCUUCCUCAUUAUUUUUUGUCUUGUUUUCCAGCACAAAUAUAAAUGAGAUUUUUCUGAAAACAACUUAAUAUAAGAAUGUUCAGAUAUUUGUACUGAAUAAGAAAAUCAUGUUUUUUGCAGUGCAGAUGUUUUUGGAGACCAUCAUAAAGCUUGAGAUCAGAUACUGUGUUCAUUUGCAGUAUUUCACCUUCUCUUAAUAAGGUUCUUUAACGUUCAGUGUUGCAUUGUGGGUGUUUUUGUCUGUCACUCGAGUGAGUAUCAUGUGCUGCAGUGUUUUAUUGAGAAAUUUCAGUCGUUAUUUUCAACAUCACAGAAGUUCCACACGUAUUUAAAGAGCUUAUUUUCCCACAUUCUCACAUGAAAUCACUGGUGGAUUGUAGGAUCAGUGGAGGAGUGUUACGGAGCGUUCGGAUUCUCGUCUCCUGCGUCCCGCUGCAGUUUGACCGGCCGCUCCACACAGAGCUCUAUUUAUGCAGGUAUAUUUAUUGAGGCAGGAGGGACGAUGAUUUCUGGGGCUUUCCAGGGGCUUUGCACAUAUUUUACGGCACAGACAGUGUCAGUGCUUUCAGAACGGUGAUAUUUAAUGUUUUAUGUGUUAUUUCUGUGCUCCGUCUAUCUGUGUAAGGUUUGUGGGAUAUCUGAUCGUCUAAGUGCCUUAAUGGGCUCCGAUUGAAACUUUAUUUGUGCUCAAAUGAUGACUAAUAUACUGAAACGUAUUUCAUUUUUCUUAUUUCUCUUUUAUUAUCUUUAGCUCUUGUUUUUAAGCUAAUAUAGGUUGAUGGUUCAGGUGCGUCUUUACUCUUUUUUUUUUUUUUUUUUUGAUGUUGUAGUUUUUCUGUAAUGCAUUAUUAUGUGAUGGGAUGAAUAAUAAAACACUGUUCUUAUCAACGUC